AGCAUGACGGCCCGCCCGCUCCUCGUGUCCGAGAGACAAAAGGGCAACCCCCUCCUCAAGCACCUCAAAAACGUGCCGUGGAAGCACGACGCGACCAUCACCCCGGAUUACGUGCUGGGGGAUAGAAACUGCGCGGUCUUCAUUUCUAUAAGGUACCACAUGCUCAAGCCCCAAUAUCUUGGUAGAAGAUUAGCUGAAUUGAGGGCCGAGGGGAGCCGCUGGCGGCUGCGUGUGCUCCUCUGCCUGGUGGACGUCGAAGAUGCGACGAAGGCAUUGCACGAACUGAACAUCCUGGCACUACGCAUGGACUGCGUGCUGUUCCUGGCGCACGGCCCGCAGGAGGCGGCGCGGUACUUAGAGUGCUUCAAGGCCUACGAGAAGAACUCGGCGCAGUGCAUCAGAGAACGCGUCGACCCGUCGCACGCCGGGCAAGUUGCGGAUGCGUUGCAGGCCAUCAAACCGUUAAAUAGGACGGACGUGGCUACUUUGUCAAAUAGAUUCGCGACGUUCGGCGAUUUAUUACGGGCGAACCUCGACGAUCUGCGCGCUUGUCCCGGGCUGGGCGACAAGAAGUGCUCGCGGCUGCACGACGCGUUCGCGCGGCCCUUCGACGCCGCGCCGGCCGCGCCGCCGGUCGCCGCGCCGCCACCGCCGCCUCCGGAAACGGCGCCGCCACCGCCUCCGGAAACGUCUCCGGAUGACCCGGACGCGACCCAGGACUGA
Pelagomonas calceolata is the source of this 723-nucleotide messenger RNA. Lineage: Eukaryota; Pelagophyceae; Pelagomonadales; Pelagomonadaceae. The record is from the annotation of a GenBank genome assembly.